AUGUCUGCCGACUACGACGAAUGGUGGUCCAGCUCUGAAAGCGAGGCCGGGGAUAUCGGUGAGGUCAGCGACAUAGGCGAGGCUGAAGACGCCGAAGAAGGCGACAUGCUUGGCGCCGGUGGCAUGCUCAGCCGACCUACCAACUUCUACCUGCAGCUUGUCCACACAGAACACAUGCAACCAGCAGCGAUGACUGUCACUACUUCAGGCGCACCCCGCGCCAGGCCGAACGGUAGGGUGGAGAACCGCUGCUUUAUGUUCUGCGCUUCGAUUGGGCGGGAGGAGCAGAAGCUAUCGCUGGACACGCUGAAGGGGCGGCGCAAGGCCAGGGCCGAGUGCACUUUCCAGUGCACCGCCAACACCGUGGCGGACCGUGUUUUCGACAUCUACUACAACGUGCUUGACGGCCCAAAACCCUCGCGUGCGCGGCGCCACUCCAACACCAGCGGCGGCAGCACCACCAGCAGUGGCGGCAGCCGCGGAAGCACGGGGAGCGGCAGCCGCAAGCGCGCGCCCGAGACGGAGGAGGAGGACACGGCGACAGGCACACAGCGCCGGCCGGUUUGGUCGGCGGCAGUGGGGCGGGCGUCGGCGGUGGCGGGGAUUGGCGCGGCGGCGUCGGGCAUGGCAGCGGAACCCGUUAGGUCUGCCUUUGUUAGCCGACUGGACUUUGGUGAUGGUUCCUCUGCGAGGAAAGCUUCAUCGCCAUGUCACUCUUCACUUGUAUCAGGUGAAAUCUUCGGAAACAUGCUUCACAAGUCAAACGCUGCGGACUGUCCUUGCCCCAAGCACGGGUGCCACGGGUGUCGCGUCAGCAGCCGUGCCACAGCCGCUAACUCCCAGGCAGAAGAGGCUGGCGCAGCAGCACAGGACCCCAGACGUACAGCCGACAGCGAACCCGACUCGAUGUCCCAGGCGUCCCAGCCACGAGCAGCUCGAACCAGAAGUACUGCAGCUGGGGCAGGUGUCAGUGCCCCGAAUGGCACAGGACGGCGGCGACAGCCGCAACCACGGGCGCCUUCACCUCUUCCGCCGCAACCGCCAUUACCGCACCAGCAACGACAGCACAGGCAGAAUCCCCCGCAAGGUCAGCAGCAAAACUACGGGCAGCAGCAGCAGCCGCAGCCGCAGCCGCAGCAGGAGCAGGAGCAGCAUCAAGAUCAUGUAUGCAUGUGGGCCUCCGUCUUCGUAGGUGUCCAUGGUGGUGGAAACGGCGGUGGUACUGGCCCGCAAUCAGCCACCUCCCUGAGCUUAGACGACCUCCGCAAGCUGCACGGCGCGCAGCUGGCAUCGCUGGCUCGUCAAUGGGUGGAGGAGGUGGUGGCCUGGGAGCAGGGGGAGGGGCGGUGGGCUCCAUCUCCUGAUGCCACGACAGCCCCACCCUCCGCCGUAUCACCAUCGGUUCCUAACUGCGAAGGGACUGGAACGGCCCUCGUUGGAUGUCAAAUCUGGGGGUCGAGUCAGGCAGCAGCGCCAGUAUCCGCUUCAGCAGAGCUGGCUGGGGGAGGCAGUGGCGCUGGCAGUCCAAGCGCCAUCUGUCCCGGGCAGUCAUCGUUGCUGACUGCACGUCUGCCGCCAGCGGUGGCGGCGCAGCUGGCAGUGUUGACGGCGGCUGUGGAUGCCCACAUGACCCGUGGGUCGCUGGGUCACCAGGAGCUUGCGGACUUGGCGUGUGAGCACUCGCUGCGCGUGUUGGCGCCCGCCAUGGGUGUGCCCUUCAGUGUGGUGCCUCGCUUCAUGCCGGAGCUCAGGUUGAAUGAUUUCAUGUCCGAAGUGGAGUUGCGGAGGGACACCAUUUACUUAGAUGAUGGAGGAAGAGCAGUGGAGGAGUCCAGACGGACGGGUUGGCAGUCCGAGAUCGGAGCUACCUUCAGGUAUAGCGGCAAGGAGAUGCAGCCCCAGCCCGGCGGCUUGUCGACCCACAUCCGCCAGGUCCGGGACAGGCUGUGGGAGCUUACUGGUGUAAAGUACGACAGCGUACUCAUCAACUACUACGCCGACGGCAAGUGUGGGAUGCGGUACCACGUGGACCCACUGUACGACAGGUGGACCCCCAACUCGGCAGUGGUGUCGCUGGGCGAUACCCGCGCCUUCAUUUUUCGAGCUAUCAAUGACCACAACACGAGAUGGCACUACCGGGUGCGCAACGGGGACGUGGUGCUCAUGUUUGACGACUGCCAGGACCGGCUGCAGCACUGCGUGCGGGUGGAGAAGCGUGCUGCUGAUGCGGGGCCGCGCAUGUCGCUGGUGUUCAAGGAGAGACUGCGAGGACCCACGGGUCACUACCUGCUGCCGUGA
Messenger RNA from Volvox carteri f. nagariensis, 2298 nucleotides. RefSeq lists its product as uncharacterized. Gene Ontology annotation, cellular component: nucleus. Gene Ontology annotation, biological process: DNA repair; DNA alkylation repair. Bases 1 to 2298 code for a protein of 765 amino acids. Lineage: Eukaryota; Viridiplantae; Chlorophyta; Chlorophyceae; Chlamydomonadales; Volvocaceae. The transcript is spliced from 14 exons. Gene Ontology annotation, molecular function: dioxygenase activity. The record is from RefSeq and is a predicted model, not a curated record.